AUGGGGCGGACACGGCGAGCAUCCAACGCCAAAACGCAAAAGCGGACAAGAGCUACACCAGGCGCCCCGCCUCCCCCGUGCCGGUCGGCACCUCCUCCCGCCGCCCCUCCUCCCCCCCCUCGCGCCGCCGUGCCAUUUUGCUACCCCUCGCGUCGUCGGGCCCCGCCACUCCCUCUCGCACGGUUGUGCCCGCUUCUGGCCCCGUCCGGCUUCUGCCGCGCCGGCACGCACUCCCGCCAUUCGUCGCUCGGCCCGCCUCGCCGCUCCACCCCUGCUUCCCCCUUCCCUGCCCUACUUCUCGCCGUGGGCGCGCACCAGGACGGCCUGCAGGUCGUUGCAGAGCAGCGCCUCCUAGAUCUGCUGCAGCCCGAAGCUCUGCAGCUCCCGCACGACUCGCCGGCGGAGCCCAGGCUGCUUGUCCCACCAUGCGCCACCGCCGACGAGAUCUGCAGUUCCCCGGCUCUUCCCGGUGCCGCGUCGCCCUCGUGCAGUUCCCCGGCCCCGUCGGCUCAGCUCGGAACGAGAGGCGGUAGCGGAGAUCUCCCCGUCGUCCUGGACCACGGCGUGGGAUGCAGCUUGCGCCACUGA
Aegilops tauschii subsp. strangulata is the source of this 588-nucleotide messenger RNA. NCBI's taxonomy places the organism in Eukaryota, Viridiplantae, Streptophyta, Magnoliopsida, Poales, Poaceae. The record is from RefSeq and is a predicted model, not a curated record.